AUGGUACCCUUAUUCCUCGCAGCAUGCCUGGCUGCAAUUAGCCUCGUACUUCUUGAAUACUACCUUUUACGUCCAUUAGUCUCGAGCCCUUUGAGUCGUGUUCCAGGGCCAAAGUUUUAUGCCCUCACUCGAUGGCGACUGGCGUAUGAAGACUGGAAAGGUACACGAACCCGCACCAUCGAUCAGCUUCACCAGCGAUACGGACCAGCCGUUCGCAUUGGCCCCAAUGAAGUCUCAUUCAACAGUUUGGCAGCGUUGCGGACCAUCUACGGACCUGGAAGCCGCUUCGGCAGGACGACAUUCUAUCGCAUGUUUGAUGUCUAUGGCGAGCAGAACCUGUUUACAUUCCACUCGACCAAGGAGCAUGGUGACAGGAAGAAGCUUUUGUCGCAUUUCUACUCCAAAUCAGUUAUCCUGAAAGACCCAACCAGCCACAUGGUAGAGGAGAAGACGCGCCAAUACAUGCAGCUUAUUGCGUCCGAGCCAGCACAUGUCAGUGAAAUCUUUACUACCUUGCACUACUACUCUCUGGACAAUAUCACAGAGUUCAUCUAUGGCAAAUACGGAGCUACGUCUGCUUUGAAGGGGUCCAAGACUCAUCGGGCCCUCAUCGACGACAUCAUGCAUCCUUCUCGCCGGCGAUUGUCUUGGUUCUGGGUUCACUUCCCAGCAUUUACAAAAUGGAUGUAUACGCGAACAAGAUUACUGGGAUACCUCAUGAAGCCAAUGCUGCCAAUGAAGCGGCCAACUACUUAUACCGGUAUUCGCAAUUUUGCUUUUGACUCGGUUCAGAGCUUUUUGAAAGAUCGGGAGAAUGACAAGCAACUUGUAAACUCGGAUGUAGCCGUCGAGUCAGUCCUCAGUCGACUCUGGAAGCACCACCAAUCCCAAAAGGCAGACGGACUGAACAGUAUGCAGAUUGCCUCAGAAUGUGCAGACCACUUCCUCGCCGGAAUCGAUACAACUAGCGAUACUCUCAUGUUUCUGAUUUGGUCACUAUCCUUGCCUGAGAACAAAAAGUACCAGAAACGGUUGAGAGACGAAGUCCUCAGCCUUGGUAAGGAGUCGCUCAACGAACACGGCUUCCCAAAGGCAGAUGCAAGCGACCCGUGUGAAUUUCUCAACGCCGUACUAAAGGAAACUUUGAGACUCUACGCGCCACUGCCAAGUUCCGAACCUAGAUCGGUAGACGCAGAAUCUGUAGUCGAUGGCUACACUAUACCUGCCAACACGGUGGUGUCUAUAUCGCCGUGGAUUCUGCAUCGAAACGCAGAGGUGUUCCACGAACCUUUCGAGUUUAACCCUGAUCGCUGGUUGGGAAGAAAUGCGGCUGAGCUGAAUCGGUGGUUUUGGGCAUUCUCGAGUGGAGGGCGAAUGUGCAUUGGCAUGCACCUAGCCAUGACCGAGAUGACAACCUUGAUUGCAAGUCUAUAUCGACAUUAUGAGACCUCAAUCGCACCCGGUUUCGAGGACAUCUCCCCGGGAAUCACCGCACGAGUUGAGACGUUUUAUGAUGACCGCUUUCCUCGUGUACAAUAUGGCUUGCUUCCGCGUGACAUGCGCAAGAUUGACACAUCAAACUUGCCAAACGUGGAUAUUCGACCAACAGUUAUCCUUCUGAACCUUCUCUACCUGAAAGUUUUGAUUAAGCGCGACCGCGUUUUACUCUUUGAUGCGUAUGACACAAGUGCAUCGCGGGUGCAAUCCGCUUUCGUUGAUGACCUUCAACGCAAGAUGCAACGUGACAAGUCUGAUGAAGCUGAUUGUCCACCAUACGAGUUCCAGGUCCUAGAUGCAGUACUCAACGCAGUGGCGAUAGAGCUAGCAAAAGAUUUGGAAUCCCUGCGUCACCCUGUCAUUAGCCUCCUCGCCGAACUCGAGGAGAACAUUGACAGGAACAAGCUCCGCCUCCUCCUCAAGCUAUCAAAGCAAGCCAGUGCAUUUGAGCACAAAGCAAAACUCAUGCGUACAGUCAUAGACGAUAUACUCGAGAGCAACGACAGCCUUGCCGCACUGUAUCUCACGGAUAAUGCUCACAAUGUCCACGGUCCAGAGGACGUCUCCGAGAUUGAAGCCAUCUUCGAGUCGUACUACUACAUAUGCGAUGAAAUUGUACAAGAUGCGCAAAAUUUAACCUCUAUGAUCAAAAGUACAGACGAUAUUGUACAAACGAUACUGGAUACGAACCGCAAUUCACUCAUGCUGCUGCAUCUGAAGAUCAUUUCUGGCACACUGGCUCUCGGGACGGGAACAUUCAUAGCUUCAUUUUAUGGCAUGAACAUCCAGAAUCUGCUAACUGAAGCAGAUUUGGGAUUUGUUGUCGUGCCUGUGGCGUCUGUUUUGUGCAUUACGGGCGCAUCUUGGUUCGCUUUGAGGAUGGUUAGAAAUUUGCAACGAAUUGCAAUGAAACGGAACAAAGGAUUUCUCAAUUGA
Messenger RNA from Pochonia chlamydosporia 170, 2433 nucleotides. RefSeq names its product benzoate 4-monooxygenase cytochrome P450. Gene Ontology annotation, biological process: transmembrane transport; metal ion transport. The coding region runs from base 1 to 2433 and encodes 810 amino acids. The transcript has 5 exons. The record is from RefSeq and is a predicted model, not a curated record. Lineage: Eukaryota; Fungi; Ascomycota; Sordariomycetes; Hypocreales; Clavicipitaceae. Gene Ontology annotation, cellular component: membrane. Gene Ontology annotation, molecular function: oxidoreductase activity, acting on paired donors, with incorporation or reduction of molecular oxygen; iron ion binding; monooxygenase activity.